Messenger RNA from Pecten maximus, 3260 nucleotides. RefSeq lists its product as uncharacterized. Lineage: Eukaryota; Metazoa; Mollusca; Bivalvia; Pectinida; Pectinidae. The transcript has 11 exons. Bases 187 to 1122 code for a protein of 311 amino acids. The record is from RefSeq and is a predicted model, not a curated record.
UAUAAGGCAAGUACUCUGGGGAAAAUUUGGUCUCUUGACUUCAGUGCUAGACGUUUGUGACUGAUUUUACCAAUAUCAUCAUGAAUAAUCUGAUCAUUUUCGUCUUAGCUUGCAUUUUGGUGCAAGAAGCUGUUUGUGCUGGUUUUGAUCUUGGUUCAAUUAUCAACUGGUAUAGCCAACACCAUCAUGAUAAUGGAAUGGUUCCUGACAGUGGCUGUGACAAUAAAGACGAGAGAGAUCAUGUCAUCAGGCUCCUCACAGACUGGCAUUACCAUCAUGAAUCUGAUGCCUUUUAAGAAGUUUUACUCUGACGUUGCAUUGAUUGAUAUGGAAGGCAGCGCUGGUACCCUCCCCCACUCUCGCCGAGCUAGCACCCACGACGAAGCAUACACUAAUCAUGAUUCAACACCAGAUAUUGCCCAUCUGGAACAUCUUGUCAGAGCAGGAAACAUGAAUUCAAUGUGUCGCAUGGACAUUCUACAUCUAAUUGAAAGAUAUGAACAUAUUUCUUCGAUGGCACCACCAAUGACGACAACACCUAAGCCUACUCAUCGGCCGCAUCAUCAUCACACGCAUGCGCCUACUACAUCCGAGCCUAUUGUUCAUACUCCUAAGCCGACCACGCAUGCUCCAGUUACCCAUGCUCCAAUAACGCAUGCACCAACACAUGCCCCAACAACGCGUGCUCCUGUAAAAACGACAACAAAACCAGUUGCACUACAACAGGCAGCAUGUGAUCAACUGGCACUAGUUUCGGAUUUAGCUAAAACUGCUGUGGUCACCCAUCCUUUGGCUGGGUUUUGUGCCGACGGAACAAGGAGCGAAUCAGAAGCUUUGGUACUACAAGCGUGUAGCGCUAAAGCCCCAGGGCAAUGGCGUCAAGGCCAACAGGUUUUAGGUAACUGUGAAAGCAUACCCAGGUUUAGUCCAAUUUCCACCUUUCUGCUCGGCAAUUAUGUCAUGGACGGUACUUCUCUUAGCGGUGUACUGUUGGAAUGUCUCCCCAACGGGUUCAAGAUGGCAGCACAGUUAUGCGGUCACACCCCUCAGAUUUUCAAUAUCCUAACCGGAAGUACUGACGCAAGACAGAACGCGGGAAGUUACUAUCGCAUCAUGUGGUAACCAUUGUCACGUGACAUCAUGUAUAUAAUCUGGGAAUCUAAAUUUGAUAAAUUAUUGAAAAAAUAUGUUUGUUGCCUCCGUUUUUAAUAUAGGCUUACAUCAAUCAAAGUAAAUGGAAGCUUUUCUAAUACUGUUAUUCACUUGUAGAAAUAUCAUAUUGUUACAUGUAGAUAGUCCACGAUUGGUUUAUGACAUACUCUAACGGCAGAAAUGAAAUUGAAUUUAUUAUGUUCACGUCACUUCGGGCAACACAUAUUUGCGCCAUAUUGAAUCAAUCAAUUCACUCAAUACUCCAUCUUGUACAUAUUUGUCUGGUCUGGAUAUUUAUAGCUAAAUAUGUACCAAAACACCCGCGUAUUUUACCAUGAAGGUGGUUGUUAACCCCAUAAUCGAUUCAGAUUUAUUAAUCCUAAAGGUGAAUAAUUUUAAAAACUUGAAAUACGUCUUUACUAGUAUAUUAUUUUUCAUCAUUAAACAGACAUUUUGGAGAAAGUUAUUGUCUCAUAAUUCGCACAGGAUUGCAGACAAUUUGUAUAAGGCGCAUUGUGAUUAGUUUGCCUUUAAUUCUUUAAGAAUCAUAGGACCAUUAUUUCAAAAGAAGGCAGUUUAUACUUAUAUUUCCUUUUUGAAUUGAAGUAUUUCUGAACUUCAAUAUGUAACAGUGUUGUCAUCAAAUAUCGUGCUUUCAAUUGGACCUGUUCUUGUAUCAUCAAGGCUACUGGCGGUCGUUCCCGUAACAUAAAUAUAUAGUUCGUCGAAAUAAACACAAAAUCAUCAACCUAACUUCGACAUUUUAAUCAAAACAUUCCACUGUGUGGAUAUUCACCUUUUAGAGAACAUAACAAUAUCAAAAGUUACAUUGAUCCAUUGGGUUUGUUUUAAAUCAGGUAAGGAUCAAUUUUCGUCACAAAUGCAUUUAAUAUAGUGAUGCCAAACAAAACAUUGGUCUUCAUAUCACUACACCCAUGGGACUAAUGAGGGAAGUAUGGUCUGAUAACUUUCUAUUUUGUUUUGAAAGGUUUUAUAGUGACAUGCAGAGUUAAUGGACAUAUUUAUAAACAACUAUUGUUCAGAUUGUUCAAUACGAAAAAAGUAAUAUAUCAACUACAUGUACUUGUAACUUUUCGUUGGUAUUUUCCUUACGCCUGUCCAUGUCUUAUGAUAUGUACUGUGACACGUGUGCCUUGUGACUAUGGCAAGAACAUAUAUAUUCAGCCGUACUGCCGACCGUAUUAUGACAUAUUAAGGCAAACUAGUGAGACUUUUCCUUUAGUACAAUGUACCAACGGUGGAAUGUCCUCUUAAGUAGUGAGAAGUCGCUAGUUCAACUCCCAUCGGAGACAGGAUAUUUUGUCGUGACAUUUAAGCAAUGAACAGUGGCGUUAAUGCUGUUAUAGUCUAUAUAACGAGUUCCCUUGAUAUUUGCCCACCAUAAACCUUGCUGCCAUACCGACUAUAACAACAUUUAAGCCACUGAUCAAUACUUAUAUCUACAUUGACUUUACAAUUUUCGUCAAUUUAAAGAACUUUUACUUUAAGACUCAAUAACCGCGUCCAUUUCUGUGUCUAUCAGACGACAGAAUGGAAUCUCGGAAAAACAUUUCCAGUAUGAUUAACCAUAAACACAUUUUACUGCAAUUUUAAUCCGAUACAAAAUAGUAUUUAUGUAAAUCACAAUCACACGAGACGUCCUUAUUGGCCGCCAUAUUGUUUGUUUACAUAAAAAAACCGUCUGUAUUCCUGCAUCCACUGGAUGUUAGAGGCGUAUGCUGACCACUACGUCUUAGCAUUGUGUCUAUGGGGAAAUACGGAGAACACGUAAAUAUAUGCAAGGGUUAGAUAUAGGAUAAACUGCAUUAUAGUGAUAUAUCUUACAAAUUAAUGGGCUGUCAUACAGGAUGAGUCAGAAUAUGUAAUGCUUUUGCGAGUUAAUUGCCCUGCAUGUUAGUGGACGUCACACGUCUUCCUUGCAAUUGUAGAAUUUGUUUGGACAUGUGACUAAAGAUACAAGAAUAUGUACAUUGCCACGAAGCUUUGAACAGAGGAUUUUAGUCUGAUUGGGUAAUGUAUAGAUGUGUUUCACCGAAUUAAUCUUUGAUAACGGUUUUUUUGUAUUAAACAUGCACCAAUGAAGUCGA